AUGAGCGGCGAGGGAUUGUCCGCUCUCCCAGCAGGUGUCACUGCGACUACCGUUGAAACUGCAAUUGCUACUCUCCCUCUACAGGGUUCUUCUAGCGUGGUUUCUUUCUCAACUGCGAUCACAUAUACGUUUUCCUCUACUGGCAAAAUAACAAAUUCUAGCUCAAACAUAACCACCACCUCCGCAUCGCAGGCCACGGCCACUACCAAUGACACCUCAUCGACUCAAUCGCCGACUCCUCCUAAUACUUGCAACUCGACGGGAAACUCGACAGAAAAUUCUCACAAGACCUUGUCCGCAGGGGCUAUCAGUGGUAUUGCCAUUGCAUCUGCAAUAUUUGGUGCACUGUUCGUUCUUUUUCUCCUGUUCUUCAUGAAGAGCCAGCAUAAGAAAAGUCGCCAUCAUGGCACCACAUCAUGGUUGGGGUAUUCAGAUCGUUCCAGCUCUAAGCGACCUGGACAGUUGAGCAGCACGAUGCGAAGGCAUCGAGACAAUGCCGAAAAGGGUGGGCUUAUUGAGAGGUCUGUUCAGGAAAUCACCGCGGAGAAUGCCUUGGAGCAACCCAAAGACGAUUCCACCAUCAAACAAUCCGUGGCUGCUCUUUUCAAGGCAAUUGAGGACCACGCUGAGAAUUAUUACCUGGACUUCCCACCUCAAGGUGCCGCCUCACACCAGGAGCACCAACUCCAGUACAGCAAUCUGCCUAGUGGCAUCAAAGGCCAAGCCGACGUAGACUUCAGGCCAAUCCUCGCUGCGCCGGAAUCCCGUUUCUCGGCCAUUGCCAGCCUCAUUUCAGCAACAUUACUAGAUGCCAUUGAUUUCUUUGGCCAACCUGAAAAGUCACUACUGCCUGAAGGUGUGACGAGCUUUUUGAGAGCCUCGUCAGGUCAAGUGACGGACAGCCAUAGGAGCCGACUUUAUUUGUCAAGAUGGAGGACCGGCACCGCAUACCUUCUCGGGCCAGAGGAGUCUUCUGAGCAUCGAGCACGAUCUCAAAUGGUCAUGGAUGCUUUGAUCGCCGAUCUGGAUGCCGUUGUGUGGCCAUACACUAACCCAGAGACCGAUACAGACCGGCGUCAGCACCUCGUAAAGAUCUGCAAGCGAGCCCAAGAGCUAGGACUCCUUCUUCUGUCCCAACCAGCCGAGUGGAAAUUUGACUGGAGCAAUAGGCAGCAGGCAGAGAGAACGACAUCGCAAAGUCGGCGAAGCGAGAGGGCCAAGAAACCAUUCGUCGUCCAGCCCCAACUUCUGCGGGUGACGGACAACUUGGCCCGCAAGUUGGACCGUCCGCUCGUCGUCAUUGAACGCCAAGUUUUGCACUAA
Cladophialophora bantiana CBS 173.52 is the source of this 1323-nucleotide messenger RNA. RefSeq lists its product as uncharacterized. The transcript has 2 exons. Lineage: Eukaryota; Fungi; Ascomycota; Eurotiomycetes; Chaetothyriales; Herpotrichiellaceae. The coding region runs from base 1 to 1323 and encodes 440 amino acids. The record is from RefSeq and is a predicted model, not a curated record.